AUGAAUAACCUAAUGACGCAGUCGUGGGUCAUCGACAAAAACACAGGCUUCACGCGCCUCGCCACGGCACAGGACCUCGAGCAGGGCCGAAGGGAUGCCUUCGGCACGCCAGGGGGAGAGGGGCCGCCAGAUGCGGACGACGACGGAAGCGAGGAGGAAAAAGGGCCGGGAAUGGACCUCACGGAAUUCGACACGAAAGUCGCAGAGGUUCGCAAGGACAUGGAGAGUAUAGCGACGGCGAUCAGCUCGCUAGCGAGCUUGCAUCAAGAGGCGAAGGCCGCGGUGCGAUCCGCGUCCGUCGUCGCGCUGCACAAGCGGAUGGACGACGACGUGGGCACGAUCUCGCGGCUCGCGAAGGCGAUUCGGCAGAAGAUCGAGUCGCUACAGGAGGACAACGUCGCGAACAGGAAGUACCCCCGGUGCGGCGCAGGCUCGGCGACGGAUCGGCACCGAACCUCGGUGACGAUGACGCUCGGCAAGAAGCUCAAGGAUCUAAUGGGCGAGUUCAUGGAUCUGAGGAAUCGCAUGGCGGAAGAUCACAGAUCGACGGUGGAGCGGCGAGUGUACAUUGUAACGGGGGAGCAGCUACCUAGCGAGCAUGUGGACCGGAUAAUCGAGACCGGGCAGAGUGAAAGUUUUCUACAGGCGGCGGUUUCGGCGCAGGGGCAGACCGCGGCGAUGGUAGACGUGGUGGCGGAGAUUCAGGAGCGGCACAACGCGGUGCAGGACAUCACGCAGCAGUUGCAGGAGCUGCACCAGAUGUUCCUCGACAUGGCGACUAUGGUCGAGGCGCAGGGCGAGAUGUUGGACAGUAUCGAAUCGCAUGUCGGCGCGGCGGUGGAGCAAACGUCGACGGCGAAGGAGCAGCUGCAGACGGCGGUGGUGAUUCAGCAGAACACGCGCAAGUGGUAUAUUAUCGGGGGCGUCGCGGCUCUGAUUAUUCUUCUCAUUAUAAUCAUCCCCGUCGUCUCGUCGGCGAUGAAGUAA
Molecule: messenger RNA, 987 nt
Organism: Closterium sp. Yama58-4
Lineage: Eukaryota; Viridiplantae; Streptophyta; Zygnematophyceae; Desmidiales; Closteriaceae
Source: the annotation of a GenBank genome assembly